ACGCUCAGAGGAGUCACCACUCUGCGCGCUGCAGGCGAGAGUGGCAGACGGAGGCGGCCCGGGGAAGCGAGCCGGAGCGGCGCCCGCACGGAGGCGGCUGCAGUGCUGACACCACUCAGGGAAAGGGUCUCCGACGGCUGGAGCGUUCUGGUUUGAACCCAAAGUGGAUGAUGCCAUCAGAGCUGAACCACUGAGGCUGUGAAAAAUUCCCAUCUUCUCUUUGGCCAUCAGUUGAGAAAAGAUGGAAGACUCUUACAAGGAUAGGACUUCACUGAUGAAGGGUGCCAAGGACAUUGCCAGAGAGGUGAAGAAACAGACAGUAAAGAAGGUGAAUCAAGCCGUGGACCGAGCCCAGGAUGAAUACACCCAGAGGUCUUACAGUCGGUUCCAAGAUGAAGAAGACGAUGAUGAUUACUACCCGGCUGGAGAAACCUAUAAUGGGGAGGCCAACGAUGAUGAAGGCUCAAGUGAAGCCACUGAGGGCCAUGAUGAAGAUGAUGAGAUCUAUGAGGGGGAGUAUCAGGGCAUCCCCAGUAUGAACCAAGCAAAGGACAGCAUCGUGUCAGUGGGGCAGCCCAAGGGCGAUGAGUACAAGGACCGGCAGGAGCUGGAAUCAGAAAGAAGAGCUGACGAGGAAGAGCUAGCUCAGCAGUAUGAGCUGAUAAUCCAAGAAUGCGGUCAUGGUCGUUUUCAAUGGGCCCUUUUCUUCGUCCUGGGCAUGGCUCUUAUGGCAGAUGGUGUAGAGGUGUUUGUCGUUGGCUUCGUGUUACCCAGUGCUGAGACAGACCUCUGCAUCCCAAAUUCAGGAUCUGGAUGGCUAGGCAGCAUAGUGUACCUCGGGAUGAUGGUGGGGGCGUUCUUCUGGGGAGGACUGGCAGACAAAGUGGGAAGGAAACAGUCUCUUCUGAUUUGCAUGUCUGUCAACGGAUUCUUUGCCUUCCUUUCUUCAUUUGUCCAAGGUUAUGGCUUCUUUCUCUUCUGUCGCUUACUUUCUGGAUUCGGGAUUGGAGGAGCCAUACCCACUGUGUUCUCGUACUUUGCUGAAGUGCUGGCCCGGGAAAAGCGGGGUGAACACCUGAGCUGGCUCUGCAUGUUCUGGAUGAUCGGUGGCAUCUACGCCUCUGCCAUGGCCUGGGCCAUCAUUCCGCACUACGGUUGGAGCUUCAGCAUGGGAUCGGCCUACCAGUUUCACAGUUGGCGUGUGUUUGUCAUCGUCUGUGCACUCCCCUGUGUCUCCUCCGUGGUGGCCCUCACGUUCAUGCCUGAAAGCCCACGAUUCUUGUUGGAGGUUGGAAAACAUGAUGAAGCUUGGAUGAUUCUGAAGUUAAUUCAUGACACCAACAUGAGAGCCCGGGGUCAGCCUGAGAAGGUCUUCACGGUAAACAAAAUAAAAACUCCUAAACAAAUAGAUGAGCUGAUUGAAAUUGAGAGUGACACAGGAACAUGGUAUAGGAGGUGUUUUGUUCGGAUCCGCACCGAGCUAUACGGAAUUUGGUUGACUUUUAUGAGAUGUUUCAACUACCCAGUCAGGGAUAAUACAAUAAAGCUUACGAUUGUUUGGUUCACCCUGUCCUUUGGGUACUAUGGAUUAUCUGUUUGGUUUCCUGAUGUCAUUAAACAUCUGCAGUCCGAUGAAUAUGCAUUGCUAACCAGAAAUGUGCAGAGAGAUAAAUAUGCAAAUUUCAGUAUUAACUUUACAAUGGAAAAUCAGAUUCAUACUGGAAUGGAAUACGACAAUGGCAGAUUCAUAGGGGUCAAGUUCAAAUCUGUAACUUUCAAAGACUCUGUUUUUAAGUCCUGCACCUUUGAGGAUGUGACUUCACUCAACACCUACUUCAAGAACUGCACAUUUAUUGAUACUGUUUUUGACAACACAGAUUUUGAGCCAUAUAAAUUCAUUGACAGUGAAUUUAAAAACUGCUCAUUUUUUCACAACAAGACGGGAUGUCAGAUUACCUUUGAUGAUGACUAUAGUGCCUACUGGAUUUAUUUUGUCAACUUUCUGGGGACAUUGGCAGUAUUGCCAGGGAACAUCGUGUCUGCUCUGCUGAUGGACAGAAUUGGGCGCUUAACAAUGCUAGGUGGCUCUAUGGUGCUUUCGGGCAUCAGCUGUUUCUUCCUUUGGUUUGGCACCAGUGAAUCCAUGAUGAUAGGCAUGCUGUGUCUGUACAAUGGAUUGACCAUCUCGGCCUGGAACUCUCUUGACGUGGUCACUGUGGAACUGUACCCCACAGACCGGAGGGCAACAGGCUUUGGCUUCUUAAAUGCGCUAUGCAAGGCAGCAGCCGUCUUGGGAAACUUAAUAUUCGGCUCUCUGGUCAGCAUCACCAAAUCAAUCCCCAUCCUGCUGGCUUCUACCGUGCUCGUGUGUGGAGGACUGGUUGGGCUGCGCCUGCCUGACACACGAACCCAGGUUCUGAUGUAAUGGGAAAAAAGCCAUCCUUCCUGCGUUUCUUCCUCCUGCCCUGGGUCAAUUCUCCUUCCUGACUCAAGGCUUCAGAGUUUUCCUAUAUAGAAAGGUGAUCAAGUAUCAGAACAUAAACACUUGCUGUGACUUAAAAUUUAGAAGCAUAUCAUCUUGCCCCUUUGUGAUUUUGCACAGGUUUUGUUUGUUUGUUUGUUUGUUUGUUUUGUUUUAAUGCAUUAUUAUCUUUCCAAACUGUGAUGCUACUGCCUCCCGCAAAUCAGUGGAAGCAUUUCUAAAAUGCCCUAGGCAGCCAGGCUUCCCUGGGGCUGUGCUUCUUGAAAGUUUAGAAGCUAAGAAGGCUGGGCUGGUGUAAGAAAUAGAUCCUGCUCCUAAUUUAACAUUAACAGGAAAUAUAAGUUGGCACAUUAUUGCAUUUGUGCUGAGAAGAGGGAUUCUUUUUUUUUUUUUUUUUCUGACACAGUGAUAUUUCCUGUUUACUUAGAAAAGGACACCCAGUAAUUCUUGCUGUUAUAGCAGAGCCUUUCAAAGAAAACCAUGUGGUACCAAACAGGGCUGGGUGGGGCUCUUUGGGGCAAGACAAUUAAGGUGACUCUGCUGACAAGAAAAAUAAAAGCUCUGCAAUUAGCAGCAAAAAUCUGAGUGAGCUGCAUAAGCAAGAUUUCUGUCAGAAAGCCCAAUUAAACCUCUGAAGAGUGUGAGGAAAAAGGACUGUAACAGUAUCUGUGAUUGUGGCACGUGGUUCAGAAUGUUUGAAAAUCAGAGAUCCGAGAGAGAGCUUCUGCCUCCCUUUACCACCCCCACUCCUUCAGCUGCGCUUGGUCUUGCCAGACAGCAGAUUCAAGGAAAGAAAGUUGCUUCUUAAAAACUGUCUGCCUACCUGAUUCGGCCACUUACCCACACUGUCUCUAGCCAGUGGAUACCUAAAUUGUAAAUUGCAAAUUAGGAAGAAAUUCACACCUAGAGCCAUUUGGAAAUACAAAAUGGUGCCUCUUUCUGGUACCUCUUUUCUGUGGGACUGGCCCGCCAGGACCCCCACCUCACCUGCCCCGCAGUUGACAUUCAGCUUCCCAGCUGGCAUCACCAAAGAGGGUUUGUCCCUCUGGCUUCCCCAGGGCUGGCCCACUGCUCAGUGCGCUCCCAGCUCGCUGUAAAAUCACAGCCUGCCCGCACUCCUGAGGGGCCUUCUCACAGACAGACCAUCUCCUGUGGUUGUUUGGCUGCUCAUUUUACCUCUGGAAUCUGCCUGGGCUUGGAAGAAAGAGGUCAGCCAGGACAUUCCCACGGGCCCGCUGUCAGCUACAUGACCUUCUCGCCUCUCGGGCUCCCCUUCCCCCAGGCUCGUCCUUUUUACACAUCUUCUUUGAAAUCUGAACCUUCCUUGUAGACUUGCAGCCAAUCACCAGAAGCCAGGAAUAAAUCCCAUAUUUAAACAAUAUUCCUUUUUUAACUGCCUCGUUAGAGGUUUCUUCUUGUUACUUAUUAUAGGCAUUUUCAGGCAAGCCAUAGCUUGGGGCCCCCAGGAAGGGAAAGCUUUUGUUUCUACGAAUCAUUAUAUUCAGAGAUGUCCUAACUCCUCUGAGGCCCCCCUGCCUCCCCCUCCCCUUCCUAAUGAUCCCUCCUAGAGCUCAGACUAAGUGAAAAGCUUCUUUCAUUAACAUAAGCCAUUAAUCGACUUCCCCUUGAAGUAAUUCAGGUCUGCAGAGGGGGGCAGACUGGUACUGGGGGCAGUGGGAAGAGGGUGGUUCCCUGGGGAUCGGUGAUCAGGGCUAGAACAUCAGGAAAACCUGAACCAAAAACUGCAAAGGUGGCAGGAAGAAGAAAAAUCACUGAAGGCUAGACAAGAUGCAUUUGAAAGAUACCAACAGCGCAGGGAAGGAAACCAC
Messenger RNA from Cercocebus atys (sooty mangabey), 4311 nucleotides. It is a transcript of the gene SV2C, whose product is annotated as synaptic vesicle glycoprotein 2C. Gene Ontology annotation, molecular function: transmembrane transporter activity. The transcript is spliced from 13 exons. The coding region runs from base 242 to 2425 and encodes 727 amino acids. Gene Ontology annotation, biological process: transmembrane transport; chemical synaptic transmission. Gene Ontology annotation, cellular component: membrane. The record is from RefSeq and is a predicted model, not a curated record. Lineage: Eukaryota; Metazoa; Chordata; Mammalia; Primates; Cercopithecidae.